Triticum dicoccoides is the source of this 1623-nucleotide messenger RNA. Its product is annotated as F-box protein AFR-like. The coding region runs from base 92 to 1249 and encodes 385 amino acids. Gene Ontology annotation, molecular function: protein binding. The record is from RefSeq and is a predicted model, not a curated record. The transcript has a single exon. Lineage: Eukaryota; Viridiplantae; Streptophyta; Magnoliopsida; Poales; Poaceae.
CUCCAUUCCGACCAGAGCAAAGCUACCCCGCCCCGCCCAGCAGAGUUCCAUCCCAAAACCGCGGCAAGAACGCCGUCCGGCAGCAGGUGCGAUGAGCUUCUCGUCGGCGUGCAAGCAGCAGGUGCUGGGCGCGGGCGGCGAGGAGGCGAGGGAGGAGGAGGGGGCGAUGGAGCUCAUCCCCGGCCUGCCGGAGGAGGUGGCCGAGAAGUGCCUCCUCCACCUCCCCUUCCUCUACCACCGCCUGUUCCGCACCGUCUCCUCCAACUGGAACCGGUUCCUCACCGACGCGCCGGGGGCCGCCGCCAAGACCAAGGGCUCGGCCCCGCCGGCGGCGACGGUCUCGCUCUCGCUGCCGUUCCUCUUCGCCUUCGCCUUCGACCCCGUCUCGCGCCGCCUCCAGUGCCAGGCGCUCGACCCCUUCUCCCGCCGCUGGCUGCUGCUGCCCCCGGUCCCCUGCGGCGCCGCGGCCGGCUCGUUCGCCGUCGUGGGCCUCCCCGCGCGCGGCGAGAUCUACGUGAUCGGCGGCGUGGAGGAGGGCGGCGACAAGGCCGUGAGCAGCGUGGCCGUCUACAGCGCGGCGACCAACGGGUGGGGGCAGGUGGCCGGCAUGAGGACGGCGAGGGGCUACAUGGCGGCCGGCGAGGUGGGCGGGCGCGUGGUGGUGGCCGGCGAGGACGGCGAGGCGGAGGUGUUCGACCCAGAGGCCGGUCGCUGGUCGCCCGCGGCUCCCCGUGGCGGCGCGGCCGUGGCGAGGUACGACGCGGCGGCGGCGGGCGGCAAGCUGUACGUGACGGAGGGGUGGGCGUGGCCGUUCGAGCGCGCGCCGCGGGGCGCGGUGUACGACGCGGCGGCGGACGCGUGGUCCGACAUGGCGCGCGGGAUGCGGGAGGGGUGGACGGGCUCCUGCGCCGUGUCGGGCGGCCGGAUGUACAUCGUGGCCGAGUACGGCGAGUGGCGGCUGAAGCGGUACGACGAGCCGCGGGACGAGUGGCGGAUGGUGGCCGGCGGCGGGGUGCCGCAGGAGGUGCGGCGGCCGCACGUCGUGGCGGGCCAGCUGGAGGAGGUCGGCGGCGGCCGGCGCAGGAUCUACGUGGUCGGCGCGGGCCUCGACGUCGCCGUCGGCACCGUCGUGUCCGCCGCCAACCACGGCGCCGGCACGGAGGAGGAGCGGGUGGAGUGGGAGGUCGUCAAGGGCCCCGAGGAGUUCGUCGGGCUGGCGCCGUGCAACGCGCAGGUCCUCUACGCCUGAGCCGCCAACCAAGCUCGUCGGCGCCAGGCACCGGCGGGGGGAAGGGAAGGGAGACCCGACCCUGGGCCCGCACGUCAGCCACCAGCGCCUCCGUCAUCGCCGAGCCAGUAGCUCACUGCUGACGCCGCAGCGGUCGGGCAGCUACUGUUACUAGUACUCUACUAGCCAGCCGAGCGCACGGGCGGGCGGCGAGGCCUGCCAUGCGGGGCCCGCGCGUCAGCCACCGGUGCGAGAGCCUGCUGAGCAGAGCAGGGGAGGAAGCUUGCGUGCGUGCGUGCGUGCGUGCGUGUAAAGGGCAAAAUGAUUACACCUGCAGCAAUGGCUCGUAGCAGUCCACCAGGCUUUAUUUCCCGCUUUAUCAGAGCAUUUUUCCC